Peniophora sp. CBMAI 1063 is the source of this 303-nucleotide messenger RNA. Lineage: Eukaryota; Fungi; Basidiomycota; Agaricomycetes; Russulales; Peniophoraceae. The record is from the annotation of a GenBank genome assembly.
AUGGCGCCCUCCAUCCAAGCUGCACUCGGUGGGUUCGUCGGCUCCGUGACGCAUCUCGGACAUGAGAUCGUCAGUGCGUUCCUCGCGCUUUUCGGCGCUUUCCUUGCCUUUGGGCAGGCCAUUGCGUCGGUCUUCCUUCACGCUGGCCAGGCUGUACUGCAGCUGGGUACAGACCUCGUCCAGUCCGUGGCGGGCUUUGUGUUCGCGAAUUUCUUCAUCAUUGCCGUACUCGGUGGCGGCUAUUAUUUCUACACGACGCGUCAAGGUGGAGGGAGCAGGGGGAAGAGUACGCGGAGGAAGUGA